AUGUCAGCAGCUCCUGAUACCAAGGUCCAAGACCUUCUCGCCAAGCCCAGGAGCGAGCUCACUGAAUAUGAGGUCGGUCUGGUUGAGGAGCACGAACUCACCGCCGGCCCGUUGUCUCUACUGCAGACCGCCACCCGCAACCACCAGCAGGUCCUGAUCUCUUGCCGAAACAACCGCAAGCUGCUGGCCCGUGUCAAGGCCUUUGACCGACAUUGCAACAUGGUCCUCGAGAACGUCAAGGAAAUGUGGACCGAAAAGCCUAAGGGAGCAAGCAAGGGUAUCAACAAGGAUCGCUUCAUUAGCAAGAUGUUCCUCCGUGGUGACUCCGUCAUCCUUAUCUUGCUCAGCUGA
This is a messenger RNA of Penicillium chermesinum, 351 nucleotides long. RefSeq names its product mRNA splicing protein SMD2. Gene Ontology annotation, cellular component: U4/U6 x U5 tri-snRNP complex; U1 snRNP; U2 snRNP. Gene Ontology annotation, biological process: RNA splicing; spliceosomal snRNP assembly. Gene Ontology annotation, molecular function: RNA binding. The record is from RefSeq and is a predicted model, not a curated record. The transcript is spliced from 4 exons. The coding region runs from base 1 to 351 and encodes 116 amino acids. NCBI's taxonomy places the organism in Eukaryota, Fungi, Ascomycota, Eurotiomycetes, Eurotiales, Aspergillaceae.